UGAGAGAGCAUCAGCAACAGGUGCCACAGGCGACAGGCUGAAAGAGAGUGCUGCCAUCAACCAGUCCCUAUCUUGUCUAGGAAACUGCAUACAUUCUUUGGCAGAGAGAGCAACGGGUCGAAACAUAAGAGUGCCAUACAGGGAUUCUGUACUAACGAGACUUUUGAUGAAUGCUCUUGGUGGCAACAGCAAAACAAUAAUGAUAGCUUGCAUUAGUCCAGCUGAUAUAAACUACGAAGAGACACUUUCAACAUUGCGUUACGCGGAUCGUGCAAAGCAGAUCAAAACUCUUGCUACUGUAAAUGAGGAUCCGACAGAAAUUUUGAUUCGGGAGCUGAGAGCAGAGAACGAGAAAUUGAGAAAAAUGAUUGAAAAAGGCGUCAUGAAUGUUCCCAUCAAGCCAGGAAUGACAGAUGACGAGGUGAUACGCCAACGAAAUAAGUGGGAAGAGGAAAUGAAAGCAGCUAUGGCGGAAAAUGAAAGAGAACUUCAACAGAUUAGACAGUCAUACGAAGAAAAGCUGAAACUGGCUCGUCUGGCACAAAAAGCUGACAUGGAACGCACGAGGUUGGAAGAUUUGAAGAGACAACACCCGCACUUGUCAAAUUUGAACUUUGACCUUCAAUUGUCUGGAAAGAUAGUUCACAUACUGUACAAAGGAGCCAACACCAUCGGCAAAGAAGACAACGCUAACAUACUCAUUUUAGGACCAAGUAUUCAGGAGUACCAUGCAAUCAUCCAUGUGCAAGACGAGGGUCAGAUCAUAAUUGAGAAAGGAUGUCCCGAAGCUAGAAUAUUGCUCAACGGGGAACCUGUCACUAGUCAAUCAGUUCUCAAUCACAAUGACAGGAUUUUGUUUGGAACGACCCAGUUGUUUGUUUUCCAAGAAUCAGAUAUCAGAGUCAAAGGGAGGAAAUACCCUGAAAUCACAUAUGAGAUGGCACAGGAAGAAAUUGCAGCAAGAGCAGGAAUCAACCUGUCGGACGACAGCUCAAGAGAGAGUGUCCUCCUCAAUAAAGAUCUGUUGGAAGUUCUACCGGGUGUUGAUGUCGCAAAUUCAAUCAGCGAAGAAUUGGAUAAGAGGGUCCGCUUCGAAAUUAUCCUCGUCUCACCACAGAUGAUUGGCAAGACAAUGGGUCGAACCGAGGUGUAUGUGAAAAUGAAGAACUUGGACACACGACAAGAAUAUGAGUGGCCUAAACAGAAAUUUCUGAAUCGUCUGUAUGUCAUGAAAGAGAUGUACCAGAACUACGAGGCAGAUGAAGAUUGGGAUCUUCCACCUGAGCGCGAUCCUUUUCUUGAAGAUCCUGACACAGAAGUUAGAAUUGGAACUGUACAAGUUUAUUUACAGCCUUUGUCAUACAAGGUUGAACUGAAGGAACAAUUAGAGAUAAUCAACUACAAAGGCACAGAUGUUGGAAUAAUUAACGUUGAAUUAGUUCCUUGCUCAGAUGAGGGUGCAGAAUAUACAGAACAAGACGAUCAAUUUGUCGAAAAGCAAACAGAGCUCCUGGGCAGAAACUUAUACUUUUUUGUGAAAAUUAAUGGAUGUAGAGGCAUUCCUAGCAGAUUUACGGAUGUCAACUGUAAAUACCGCGUCUAUUUUGACGAAGCUGACACUGUAACCGAAACAGUCUCUGAUACAUCGAACCCCGAUUUUCAUCACAGUAAAAUGUUCUCAUUCACUCCAGUCACGCAACAGAUACUGAGCUACUUGAAAGAUGGCUACAUAGUGAUUCAAGUUUGGGGCAAGCAGAAACCUCGAAAGUCGGCUAUCGCCAAAUCUAAAGGCAGGAGCACGAAACAGAUGAUGCAAGAUGAUCUUCUCAAUCAAACAUCCCGGCUUAUGAAUGGAUUUCGCAUUAAUGGAAGGAAUGUCGAUCCAAAUAAGCAAAGCAUGAUUGUCGAAUUGUUACUGAUGAAAAAGAACCAACAACGGCAGCAACAAAAAUUAGAGAACAUCGGUCAGUUGGUGGACAUAGCCGAAAAAAGUAAAGUGAGAGAUCUUCCACUUCCCAUGGUCAAAGAGCUUCUUCUAGCCAAUUCGAAUGAAGAAGCCGCAAGAGUUUUCCAUCGUUACCUGCCAAAAGGACAUGCGCUACCAAAAACUCCCGUAAGCGUUGCGGAGGAAGAAGAGAUUGAGGAAGAGGAAGAGGAAGAAGAGGAAGAUGAGGAGGAGGAAGAGGACGAAGAUGAAGACGAGGACGAUGAAGAAAAAGAAAAGAGGAGAGAAAGAAGACGCCGUCGUAGAGGAAGUGGGGAGUCGGACGAUGAGGACAAUAAUUCUUAUAAAGGCUCGUCAACUUGUAUAGUAGUGUAAACAUUUUUCAACAGUCACUUUUCCUUAGCAUAUAUGACUAAACAAAGUAUGAGAGAUUAAUUUAUUCAAGAGAAAUAAGAUUUUUCCAGAAAACACUAUUUUUAUAUUAAUUUUUAAAUAUUCUUUACGUACCAAAAAAAGUGAAACAGUGUUGUUAUUCCCAGGAAGGAGAAACAGCUUAGAAGAGUUCCAUAUUUGAACUAUACGAACAAUCAAACAUAUUUUUAUAGAACUUGAGUUGUAAAAAUAUGUAAUAAAAUAACGCACAUCCAUUGAUGUUUUAAGUAUACUUUCAGAAAUUUUUAACGCAAUAUAUUUUUUAAAGUUGAUUUUAAUCUUUCAUCUGCCAUUUAAAAUCAAAUCGAAUAUCACUUAACUGUACUUAAAACACGACGAUCUUCAAUUAAACUUGAGGUAUUUUUCUUACAUUUGUUUUUAUCAGUUUCAACUUUUAAAACAUUUUCUCGUAAAUCAUAUCAGUACGUGCACAAUUUUUUUAAAAAUGUUUUUUUGUUAUACGCUCAUUUGAAAAUACAGACUGAGAAAAUGAAAAGUUGCGAAACUGCGUUUUCAGAACCUUUUUAAGUAUUUCUUAUCAUAAAUUAUACCAUGAGUUAAGAUUUUAUACGCAACAUAGGGAUACGAUCAGAAACAAAAAGAAAAAACAACCUACAUAAAGCACAAAUAGUGCUUAAAUUAUUUAUAUUUCAAAACUAUUAUUUUUAAUUUUAAAUUUCUGCUUUUAACAUUAGAGAAAAUCGUUUGAUAAAAUCGUGAAACAUGCGUUACCAGAUGUCAAAUGAGUUAUCUUUUUAUGGUGCAUUAAAUUUGAAGAUAUUUUUAAAAUUGGAUAUUUAGAUAAGACUUAUCUUUAAAGAUUAGUCAAUUAAAACUAAACUUAUUCAUGUAACUCUUUACGAUAAGAUUAAUCUAAUAAGACGAAUCUUAUCGUAAAGAAUUGCAUGGGAUUUAAGCAGCAAAACAACAUACUUUCCUCAACUCAUUUGGGUCUAGUAUUAUUUUCAAUGAACAGUUCGUUUUUAAAAGAAAUAAAAAGUGGUGACUGAAAUGUUUUAUUAUUGACAAUUAUUUUGUAAACAUGAGAAGGUUUUAUCUUAUGAAAUAUAUUAUUUGUGCAACUAUUUUUAUUUCAAUUCUAAACUAGAACACAAUUCCUUUUUAAAGGUAAAGCGGUAGGUAAUUCAAGAAAAUACUUGGUUAAAAUAUUAAUAAUUGAUCAAUGGACCUAUUUUUUGUACAUUUUUUACCUCAUUGGCCACAUUUGCGUGUCGGGCAUUAUUAUUAGGUUAAAUCCUUUUUAGAGUAAGAGUAAUACUUGAAUCUAACUUAAAACAUAUAAAAGGAGAAUAUUGGAACAAUGUUUUGUAAAAUUUUCUUCAAAAUAUUUACAAAAUUUUGUCUUUGAGAAUUAUUUUUUGGGAACUCCGUGGAAAAAGUAUUUUUGUCCUGGUCAUGGUUUCUUAAAAACGAAUGCAACAAUUUCGCUGAAAUUUUGCACAUCUUUCAGAUCGAUUUUUCAGUAACUAAACGAUGGAUUGAAAAAUUGAAACUAGAAUUUCUUGCAAAGUUAUACGAUUUUAGAUCAUAUUUUGUUUUGCAAAAUAAGUUUCAUUCUAUGCUAAAAACAUUCUUUCCUUCAAUAUCUGGUCUAUCUAGAAGAAGUGUGGGCAAAAUCGACCCCCGACUUCAAAAAUAGAAUUUUGGGAAAACUCAAUUUUUUCUAUUUUCAGUCAAACCUAAUGCUCCAAAAGCAGUUAUUGACUUUAAGAAGUUAAUGAAAAGGAGUUAAUAAAAAAUAAUUGUAAAAUAUUGCUCUAUUCGGUAAUUUAAAAAAAAGAAAAGAGUUUUUGAUAUUUGGAAACUCAUUUAACUCCGAAUUGUUUUAAAAGAAUUUUAUAUUCGAAACACAAAAGAGACUUUUUCGUUAACAAAUACGUUUUUUUAAAGAGUAAAAUGAAUGCCUAAACGAAUGCAAUAAUGCUAGAGUCUAAGUAUUAUUGAACUCUGAGCAUUAUUGUAUUAAUUUAUAAUGCAUUGAUGCAAUGAUACUCAGACAAACUAUUGCGAGUUUCCCGUUCAUCAAGUGUAACGUCGAUUUUUUUCUCCUUUCGUUUUGUGAAUUACUUGUCAAGAUUUUUAUGCAAAUAAAAAUGCUAAAUUCCUGUAUAAAGUAUUUGUAAAAAUAAAAUAAUUAUGGUUUUAAA
Messenger RNA from Parasteatoda tepidariorum (common house spider), 4545 nucleotides. Lineage: Eukaryota; Metazoa; Arthropoda; Arachnida; Araneae; Theridiidae. The record is from RefSeq and is a predicted model, not a curated record.